Molecule: messenger RNA, 1371 nt
Organism: Ctenocephalides felis (cat flea)
Lineage: Eukaryota; Metazoa; Arthropoda; Insecta; Siphonaptera; Pulicidae
Product: 28S ribosomal protein S5, mitochondrial-like
Exons: 1
Coding region: 12-1307 (431 amino acids)
Biological process (GO): translation
Cellular component (GO): ribosome
Molecular function (GO): RNA binding; structural constituent of ribosome
Source: RefSeq, a predicted model, not a curated record
AUGCUCUAAAAAUGUUGGCAAAUAAUAUCUUCCGUGUCUCAAAUAUCUACAAAAGGCUUUACACAUUAAGCACAAAGCAGCCUGUAGCAUCCACAAUCGAUUUAUACAGCAAUGUCUUUUUCACGCAAUCUAGAAACACAAGUUUUUUCAACAAAUUACCGGCGGAGUUCCUGUGGAAAGGAUGCACUUCUGUCAGUAAUGCCGGCAAGAAACGAGGACGUGGUAAAACAGUUAACAAAAAGAAUAUAAAAAACCUGAACAGGGGGCAAAUAAUAGGUGUGGGGAAAGGUAAUAUGAUCUGGCCUGGUUUGUCAGCCCCUAUCAUCCGUGGACGUGAACUUGUGCAACAACAAAAGCUUCCUGAAGAUCCUGACCGUGAUAAUAAACUAGCUAAACUCCGAGAUGAGCACCAAAGUUUUCGUUCUAUCAAAUUGAGUCCCAUCGAAAGAGGUUGGUCAGGUGCAAGGCUUCCGGGUAGAAGUGUAGGGCCUCCAGAUGCUGUAGGCGAAGACGCUUUUGAGAACUUUGAUACCAAAGUUUUAGAAAUGAAGCAAGUUUUUCACAUGUCUGGUACACUUGGGCGUAAACGUUGCCAAUCCAUUUUUGUGGUGACAGGUAACGGACAAGGUUUGGCCGGUUUUGGUUUAGGUAAAGCUGCUGACACGAGAGCAGCUUUGCGCAGGGCUAAAAACAGAGCUGGACAAAAACUUAUGUAUUUUGAAUUAUACAAAAAUCAUACUAUAUUCCAUGAUUUUUUCACGUGCUUUGGUAAAACCAAAAUAUUUGUUACCAAAAAGGCUGAAGGCCAUGGUUUGGUAUGUCACCGUGCCAUCAAAUCAAUUUGUGAAGUCAUUGGAAUAAAAGACUUACAUGCUAAAGUUGAAGGCUCCACAAACUUACAAAACAUUGUCAAAGCCUUCUUCUUAGGCUUACUGCAACAAAAAAGCCACCAAGUAAUCGCUGAAGAAAAGCGAUUACAUUUAGUAGAAUUUUCUAAAGGCAACAAUGAGUUUCCUGUCGUAGUAGCCUCUCCUAAAAAUCCUAGGUCUGCAGAAGAAAUUAGUCGUGAUGAAGUUAUAGAUUAUAAUAGGUAUAUUAUGAAUGAUAAAGUUGUUUUGAAAAAGAAAAAAUAUCCACCGUUCUACGCUAGUAUGCCGUCUCAUACUUUAUAUUUGAAGAAAUGUGAGAAGAGGAGGAACCACGAUCUGGUUAGGCUAAAUAUGUUGGUGGAGCAUGGUGAAUUAAAGAGUUUUAUGACGGAUAAGUACCCUGAGUGCAGGCCUGGUUAUGCAAAGAAGGAAGAAUAAUGGAUAAUUGUAAAUAAUUUGUUAAAGUAAUGCAAAAUAAUAUAAAUAUAAAGUCAUUUUUAUA